CUCACCACUGAGCAGAUUACUCAAACAGAGGAAGCCAUGGAUUUCUCAGUAUUUCACAUCUUCCUACUUAUCUUAUUCUCAUCAACUAUCCCUACUACUCUCUCAGACGACCCUCUCUUCUACGUCUACUACGUUUGCUCCAAUGAUUCAAAUUACACCAAAAAUAGCCCUUAUAAAACCAACCUUAACCUUGUCCUCUCCACCCUCUAUUCAGAGAUCUCCUCCACCGGAUUCUCCAACACAAGCAAAGGCCAACCUCCAUACCAAGCCUAUGGCAUGUCCACAUGCAGAGGUGACAUCACCUCAACUACGUGUUCUCAAUGCGUAAACACCUCCAUCCAUGCAAUAACCCAACUUUGCCCACGCCAAAAGAAUGCAGCCAUUUGGUACAACGAUUGCCUGCUACGUUACUCUGACCAGAACUUCUUCUCCAUUGUUGAUACUUCUGUCAAACUUUACAUCCAGAACAAUGCUCAAACAACGGACCCCAAGAGAUUUAGGGUGUUGCUCGGGCAGCUGAUGAAUGGUCUUGCCACUUAUGCUGCCUUUAACUCUACACGCAUGUUUGGGUUCAAAGCUAUUGACUUCACCAGCUCGGUGAAGCUUUAUGGGCUGACACAGUGCACCAGAGACUUGUCUCAAAAGGACUGCUAUGCUUGUCUUGAGAGAAUCAUUAAGAACAUGACUGGUGUAGGGAAGCAAGCUGUCGGGGGGCUCAGUAGAAGUUGUGUUGCUGGAUAUCAGUUUUCUGAGAAUCUCUCUCCUGAUACUGAUCAUGGUGCUGCUGCACCUCCAUCAUCUUCAAUGCCUCCUGUUCCUUCAGUUUUACCUAAUGGAACAUCAAUUGAUAAUAUUAACAGGAAAAACAAGAUUAAAGCAUGUAGCAUUGUCAUCCCCUUGGUUGCUGUUGCUGGGCUUGUUUUUCUCGUUUGCAUGUGUUUUUGGAGGUGGAGAACCAGACGUCUGAAAAAUACAUUUAGUUCAGGACACUCAGAUGAUCGAUUUGAAGCAGAGGUCUGGUAUACUGCCGCCCAAAUUGAUUUAGCCACACUGAAGCGUGCAACAGAUAACUUCUCUGAUGAAAACACGCUUGGAAAAGGUGGAUUUGGAUCAGUUUACAAGGGAAUGCUAGAGGGUGGACAGGAAAUAGCUGUGAAAAGGCUCUCAAGAACGUCUAGGCAAGGACUGCAGGAGCUAAGAAAUGAAGUCAUUUUAGUCGGCAAACUUCACCACAAAAAUCUUGUAAGGUUGCUGGGCUACUGCAUGGAAGAACAAGAGAAGCUGCUUGUCUAUGAAUUCCUUUCCAAUAAUAGUCUGGACAAGUACUUAGCUGAUCCAACUAGAAGAGGAACACUGAACUGGAGAACACGACACAAGAUCAUUCAAGGCACUGGACGAGGACUUCUUUAUCUCCAUCAAGAGUCAAGAGUCAAGAUCAUUCAUCGGGAUCUUAAAGCAAGUAACAUCUUACUAGACAAGGAGAUGAAUCCUAAAAUUUCAGACUUUGGCCUUGCAAAGCUCUUUGACAUGGAUGAAACCCAAGCAAACACCAGAAGAAUCUCAGGAACAUAUGGAUAUAUGGCACCAGAGUAUGCUAUGCAUGGUCAGUUCUCAACUAAAUCAGAUGUGUUCAGCUACGGAGUAUUAGUGUUAGAGAUUGUUACUGGGCGAUUGAACAGUAGUUUUGGUGGAUCUGGGCGUGCACCUAACCUUCUAAGCUUUGUUUGGCAAAACUGGAAUGAGAAGAAGGCAUUAGAGGUGAAGGAUCCAAGCAUAGGUGAUGAGGUCCAGGCUGAAGAAGUUCUGAGAAGUAUUCAAGUAGGUUUGCUCUGUGUUCAAGAGGACAAGGCAGUGAGACCUCGUAUGGCUACGGUGGUUCUCAUGCUUAGUGACUUAAGUGUUACUCUUCCAAAACCUUCAACACCAGCCUUUUUCAUUCGAGGCUGCGCAACCAGUGAGUCGGAGACGCACUAAAGUGUUGAUGGAAUGCACUGGCACUGGCGUUUGGUCUCUCUGUUCUCUGUAUUUUUCGGUUUUAUAUCAUCUCUGUUCUUUGUCUGUGACAUGCCAUGUAACUCUGUAUUUUCUUGCAUAAAAUAAAUUGUAAGUGGAUCAACUGCUGCUGCAUGCUUUUGUUUAAUUUUGUCUUUUUGAUACACCACUUUUAUCAGGACUUGAAGACACUCCAGAAAACAGAGCAUAAAACCAAAAUGCUUUUGGCCUGGUCAGCAUUAAUUUCAUUUGGUAAGAUUGGCUCGUAGAAUUUCAUUGUCUUAGUCCAAAGCGCGUCAGAGCAGUAGUGUGAAAAGGUCCUAGUGUGGAGGAACCUAUCUCCU
Messenger RNA from Dioscorea cayenensis subsp. rotundata (Guinea yam), 2336 nucleotides. RefSeq names its product cysteine-rich receptor-like protein kinase 10. The transcript is spliced from 7 exons. Gene Ontology annotation, biological process: protein phosphorylation. NCBI's taxonomy places the organism in Eukaryota, Viridiplantae, Streptophyta, Magnoliopsida, Dioscoreales, Dioscoreaceae. The record is from RefSeq and is a predicted model, not a curated record. Bases 37 to 1974 code for a protein of 645 amino acids. Gene Ontology annotation, molecular function: protein kinase activity; ATP binding.